AUGAGCAUACGGUGUGACCCACCCUCGUUUGUGUCACCUCCUGGAUCAGUAGACCCACCAUCACCACCACCAUCACCACCACUAUCACCACCAGCAUCACCACCGGUUCCACCACCCGCACCGCCCCCGCCCACUUUGCCGCCGACUUUCUGCGCCUCACUUGCCGCCCGAGCAGCUGCCUGCUGCCUCAGCACAGCCUCCUUGGCAGCUAGCUUAGCUGCCGCCUUAGCCACAACCAACUCCCUCUUCACUCGCUCCACCUCCGUCUGUUUCUCCCACUUCAACCCCAGCGCAUCCGCAGCCUCCGCCCACUUCACCGCACUCAACCUCUCAUCACCGGCGUCCACCGCUUCCCCCUCCAGCGCUUUAUCCGCCGCUGCCUGCUUCUCUGCUGCAGCAGCGGCGGCAGCGCUGGCCUUUUCAGCCAUCUGGGCCAGCCGGGCCGCAGCCACCCUCUCUCUGAACGUCCUCUUCUUCUCCUCCUUCUUCUCCUUCGCUGCAUCUCGCUCGGCCCGAGCCGCGUCCUUCCGGGCCGUCCCUCUCCUCUUCUUAUCCUCUAGCUCUGGCUUGCUCCUCUCUGCUUCAUCCACAAGCUCCUGCCGCUUCUCCUCCACUGUGUUCGCAGCCUCCGCAGCCGCUUCCUCCUUCCCAUCUGCCUCCUCUCUCGCCUGGUCCGCUCUGGCCCUCGCAGCGUCGGCCUCUUUCUGCGCUUGCUUCGCCUCCUCCCGCCUCUUCUUCCCGCUCGUGGAGGUGGGGGAGGUGGCGUCUCAGGUUCUUCUUCAGAUUCACCUGAAUCUUCAUCCCCUGAGCCAUCCUCCUCCCCUCCAUCACCGCCCUCUUCUGUGUCGUUUCCCUCCCCAUCUCCUUCCUCUCCUUCUCCACUUCCCCCCUCCUCUCCACUUCCCCCCUCCUCUCCACUUCCCCCCUCCUCUCCACUUCCCCCCUCCUCUCCACUCCCCCCCUCCUCUCCACUCCCCCCCUCCUCUCCACUCCCCCCCUCCUCUCCACUUCCCCCCUCCUCUCCACUUCCCCCCUCCUCUCCACUUCCCCCCUCCUCUCCACUUCCCCCCUCCUCUCCACUUCCCCCCUCCUCUCCACUUCCCCCCUCCUCUCCACUUCCCCCCUCCUCUCCACUCCCCCCCUCCUCUCCACUUCCCCCCUCCUCUCCACUCCCCCCCUCCUCUCCGCUUCCCCCCGCCUCUCCGCUCCCACCUUCCUCUCCGCUUCCCCCCACCUCUCCGCUUCCCCCCUCACUCCCUCCCUCUCCCCCUUCCCCUGCUCCUUCCGAAGGUUCCUGUGAACCUUCCCCCGACCCUGACGAAUCACCUGGUGGAGCACCACCAGGGGUUUCAUCUCCACCUGGAUUGUCCACGUCAGCUGGCGGCGGAGGUGGAGCUACAUCUCCUGGGGGGGUCGUGUCUUCGUUCGCCGGCGGAGGUGGAGUUGCAUCUCCUGUAUUUUCAGUUUCAUCUCCAGGAGGAGUUUCAUCUGCCGGAACGCUUCCGUCCGUCGAUGUUGCUUCGCCAGUUUCAGUUUCAUCACCUGGUGCUGCUGUAUCAGACGUUCCCGUAUCAUCCGUUCCCGUUUCAUCCGUUCCCGUAUCAUCUGUUCCCGUAUCAUCUGUUCCCGUAUCAUCCGUUCCCAAAUCAGCCGUCCCCGAAUCAGCCGUCCCCGAAUCAGCCGUUCCCGUAUCAGCCGUUCCCGUAUCAGUCGUUCCCGUAUCAGUCGUUCCCGUAUCAGUCGUUCCUGUAUCAGUCGUUCCCGUAUCAGUCGUUCCCGUAUCAGUCGUUCCCGUAUCAGGUGUUCCCGUUUGAGGCGUUCCAGUAA
This is a messenger RNA of Closterium sp. NIES-65, 1827 nucleotides long. NCBI's taxonomy places the organism in Eukaryota, Viridiplantae, Streptophyta, Zygnematophyceae, Desmidiales, Closteriaceae. The record is from the annotation of a GenBank genome assembly.